Messenger RNA from Ramularia collo-cygni, 480 nucleotides. Its product is annotated as related to N-acetyltransferase. Gene Ontology annotation, biological process: N-terminal peptidyl-methionine acetylation. The coding region runs from base 1 to 480 and encodes 159 amino acids. Lineage: Eukaryota; Fungi; Ascomycota; Dothideomycetes; Mycosphaerellales; Mycosphaerellaceae. Gene Ontology annotation, cellular component: NatC complex. Gene Ontology annotation, molecular function: protein-N-terminal amino-acid acetyltransferase activity. The transcript has 2 exons. The record is from RefSeq and is a predicted model, not a curated record.
AUGAUCGGAGUCAUAGUCUGCAAACUCGAACCACAUAGAGGCGGACCCAUGCGCGGCUACAUUGCCAUGCUUGCCACCCGAGAGGAAGACAGAGGUCAAGGAAUCGCCGGAAAACUCGUUCGACUGGCAAUCGACAAGAUGAUUGAGAAAGAUGCUGAUGAGAUAGCCCUCGAAACGGAAGUCGACAAUAUCCCGUCCCUCCGCAUCUAUGAGAAUUUGGGCUUCAUUCGAACGAAACGUUUGCACAGAUAUUAUCUGAAUGGAAAUACUGCUUUCCGUCUGAUUCUCUACCUUAAACCAGGAAUUCCCUAUCAGUCUACGUACCCUCCGGACUACGGCAUGGAGACGGGCGAAGAAGCUUAUUACGGGGCGAACGCGGGUCGGGAGGGGGAGGAGGACUCGAUAGAGCGACGAGCUGCGCAAAUGAAAAUCGAAGAUGUUCACGGGGAGCACUACGACGUUCGAGGUAGCAGUUUGUAG